UAACUUGUGGGCUCUUGGUGUUGCGGCCAAGACGCCAACCGGAUAUCGCCCGCAUAUUGGACGCCGUGGCCAGCUGCCGCCAGAACAGAAACGCAGGAACGAUUCGAAGGAACACAAGACUCAGCACCUUCCCGCUGGACACCGUCGUAGAACAGAACAUAGUAGAUAGCAUAGCCGCCGGUCGGUCUUCCUCUCGUCGCCGCCCAUCACUAUUUAUACGCCGCUUGGCAGUCAAGGUCGGAGGAACACUUCCACUCUCCCUUCAGGAACUCUCAUUCCAAUAGACGGAAUCAGCGCUCAGGUCAUGUCGGCACCCGCACUUGACCUGCCUCCCCACUGGGUCGCUCAGUGGGACCCCACGUACGAGAGGAACUUCUAUGUUGACACACAGACAGGCCAUUCCCAGUGGGAACCGCCAGUCAUGCCCACAACGACCACCACCGUCCAGUCUCAGUGGGAAGGGCCAGUCCUGCCCACGACGACGAGCACUGUGCAGAGCCUCCCCCGCGGCCGGGCCCCAACCUCCUCCGGCAAGCAGCCCGCCACCCACAACGACGACGACGUAACCGACCCGUUCGCCGACGAAAACAGCCCUAACGAAAACGACCACUCCGUCGAGCCCUACGAACUCCCCGCCUCCUCCUCCUCCUCCGAGGACCCCGCCUCCUUCCUCGCAGCAACCGAGAUCGUCUCAGAAGACGAAGUCCUCGCCCGCAAACUCGCUCAAGAGGAAGAAGACGCCGCCUUUGCCCGCCGCCUACAAAGUGAAGAAGACACCCGUGUCGCCGCCCGCACCGCCGAGCAUCAGUGGAGACAGCAACAACACCAUCUCGCACAACGGAAGGGAUACCCCAUGGGCAUGCGCCCGAACUACGCUCCUGGCGGCUAUCCUACGCUCCAGCCCGUUCCACCUGCGCCCCAAAUCCCCGGCCACCAGGUGCUCUACUACGUGCCUGUCUACGCACCGCAGCGGCCGCACCCAUCAUUCAUGCACCCCACCGGUAACGGCUCACCCUUUAAUGGCGUGGGUGCGAUCUAUGCCCAGGAUCAAGCCCUCACGGACGCACGCAAUUCGAUGGACACUCCUGCCCCGCUAAAGAAGAAGAAGACGUGGUUGGGCAAAGUCUUUAGGAAAAACAGUAGAAACGAAGACCAUACCAAUUCCCUGACACCAAUGCAGCAGGGAUACCAUCAAUCAACACCCAACCUUCUCAUCAACACCGACGUCCCUGACACUCAACGCUUCAACAAUCAUGGAGCACCGUCUCCCGUCGCCUCGGCAUCACCCACUUCCCUUGGAACCCCGCCUAUCUCACCGCUUGCGUCCCCGCUGCCUAACCACGCCUCGUCGGGUUACUUGCCCCCGCUAUUGCCGUCGAAUGUGCCGUUGAUCCCGACGCCGGUGGAGCAUGGCGCGGCGGGGACGGCCAGGGCGUAAGUGGGAUGCCGGUGGGGGCCGGAAUGCGGAGAGCGAUGGUGGCCCGAAUGCGGCAAUACUCCGUCGGGUUCAAGCGAUUGGACGGACAGCAGUAUCGGAGCCUAUGGGUGAACGACAUUUUCCUGGCGUAGUCUCACGGCGUACGGCUCAUAGACAAUCAUCUUUGUUACCCCGACA
Messenger RNA from Fimicolochytrium jonesii, 1615 nucleotides. RefSeq lists its product as uncharacterized. The transcript has 2 exons. The record is from RefSeq and is a predicted model, not a curated record. Gene Ontology annotation, molecular function: protein binding. The coding region runs from base 305 to 1438 and encodes 377 amino acids. Lineage: Eukaryota; Fungi; Chytridiomycota; Chytridiomycetes; Spizellomycetales; Powellomycetaceae.